This is a messenger RNA of Leguminivora glycinivorella, 3886 nucleotides long. RefSeq lists its product as uncharacterized. The transcript has 3 exons. The record is from RefSeq and is a predicted model, not a curated record. Lineage: Eukaryota; Metazoa; Arthropoda; Insecta; Lepidoptera; Tortricidae. The coding region runs from base 1241 to 3886 and encodes 881 amino acids.
AGACAAUUGAGUUCAGGCUCAAACAUUUUGGCGACCGUAGACAGGACACGUGCGGAGAGAGGAACUCUAAAUUUUUAUAGCCACCUCAAGACAACGGCCAUCUUGGCGGAACGGGUUGGGCCUGGAGCAGAAGAAGACGUCGCAAGCCAGAAAAGGGACAUCGCCGCCAGCCGAAUAUCAAGUUCCCGAAGUCUCCUGGGGGACAGCUGCGGCGAACAAAGAAAAACCUGACGAGCGUCGAAGGCGCGGCACCCGGCGGCAGCGUGUGGCGGCUGGCGAGUUUUUAAGGAAAGUGCCGUGAGAAGUGCCCAUACCCACCUAAUUCUGUUUCCCCCAAUUUCUUAAUUAGCCCUAGUCUUUUUUCCAAUUUAAAUUCAUUUUCCAAUUUACAAACCUUAAAUUUAAAUUCAUUCCAACCCAACUUAGCUAACAUCAAUUUAUAUAUCUACCUACUUACUCAACUUUGAACUCGUAAACAACUUAACCUCUAUUUGACCUUUACCCGUACUGACUUGACAACCUUACUUUAAAUUCAAAUUUCACUAGUUCCCCAUCAAUCUAAAAUUAGGAGAGAGCUCGCUGCGUAUUAUUGCCUUCAUUUGUGUUUUAGUUUCAGAACGCAUCUGCAAAUUGUCAGUGUGACGUUAACCUCAAAAGCCACGCUGGCACAUAAACGUUGCUAUAGCAUAGCUUAACGCAUACUGCAUUUCGAGUUUUUUCUGCUUAAAACAGUAAAGUGCAUUGUUCUUUCCAUACUUUUAAUUUAAAAAUUGAGUUUCGUUUAAAGUUUAAUAGAAAUUGCAUAUGCCAUUCUUAUUUUGUGAUAAAAACGUAAGGUGAUAAAUUCAUUUGCAAUCAAAGGCACUGCUUUCUUCUUUAAAAAAGGUGAAUUUAAACUCAACUGUAUCUAUUUCUUUCUAAUUACGCUGACGCAAAGUGGUUCUAUUCUAACAUCGCGCCUGCUUGCAUCUUGGUUUGUGUUCGCUUAUGCACAGUUUCGUUUGCACAAUUUCAGUGGAUUCCGUGGACAACCGUCGCAGUGCGUAUCGCGUGCCACAUCUGUAGUGCCACGCCCAUACCUGCCACCACGUGGCAAGUUGUCCAAGGGACUGCUGCCGCAACACACCUCGGCCUAGCUGUUGAAGUUUAAAAGGCGCAGAAACAAGAUGACCACAAGGGUCGGCCGUGCAUCGUGUGCCAUGGUGAUCACAGAGUGUACGACUGCCCAGCCUUUAAAAAGAUGUCAGUCGACGAGCGCUGGUCGCAGGCGUCACGUCUGAAGCUGUGCCAUGUCUGCCUCCGACCGGAUCAUGAAACCCGUCAGUGCAAGCUGAACGGUUGCCGGGUAUGUAAGAGACGUCACAAUACAUACUUACACACCACACAAACACUCAACACUUCUCCACCUGGAGCCAGCACGGAACAAACAGCCGAACCUGCAAAUAGUGCUAGGUCGGAUGUGGCUUGCUCCUCGACUAUGCUAACCUCUGACAGUGCAGCGGUGCAAAACACCCUCACUGCUAGCACUUUAAUUAGCACUAGCGAGUCAUUGCUCUCAACAGCUCUAAUUGAAGUGAUCAACCCUAUUAACAACAAAAGGGAGACAGUUAAAUGUCUUGUAGACAGUUGUUCACAGUCUAAUUAUCUAUCUCAUAAUUUGAGACAAAAACUAAAUCUUGAUUGUCAGCCUCUAACUGCCUCAAAUGUGACAGGAAUAGGAAAUACGCCUCUGACCUAUCAACCUGUGCUUUGUGCAGCUCAUAUUCAAUCUAAACUCAGUGAUUUUAAUGCCAAAAUUGACUUUCUAGUUUUAGAUCAAGUAACUAGUCGCUUUCCACAAAACUAUGUAGACAUUAGUCACCUUAACUUACCUGCCUCUGUGCAGCUUGCUGACCCAACAUUUAACGUUCCAUCCCAAAUAGAUAUGCUGUUGGGAGUGGAAAUGUUUUGGACUAUUGUGACAGGUGCUGCAAAAAGAUUGCCAACGAGCAAGCGCACCUUCCUAAUCCCAUCUAAACUAGGGUGGUUAAUAGCGGGACCGGUAGAGGGAGCCUCGGCUCAUUUACAUACAGGGAACACGCGCAGCCACCUCUGUCUCUCUGAUCUGUCGGCUCAAAUGACCAAAUUUUGGGAAACAGAGGAGCUACCGUCUGAAACGGACUCCAUCAAAAAUGGGAGUGAGUUCGAGUCUCACCCUAUAAACCAACACUUUGUUGAAAACACUUACCGCCAAUCUGACGGCAGAUUCGUUGUGCGCUUGCCUUUAAAGGACUCGCCGGACUGCUUAGGCAACUCAUUUAACAUAGCUAAAAAGCGUUUAUUCAGUUUAGAGAAACGUUUUAGUAACCAACCUGAAUUAAAAUCAAUGUAUGUUGAUUUCAUAAAUGAAUAUAGAGACUUAGGGCAUCUGUCGGAGUCUGAGCGAUGUUACAAAGCUAAUCACCUCCCGCAUCACCCCGUGAUGAAGGAGAGUGAAUCUACACGCAUGCGCACAGUCUUUCACGCUAGCUGUCCCACCUCUUCUGGGUAUUCAAUAAAUGAUAUUCAGCUUGUAGGUCCUAACAUACAAAGCCCACUGUUUGACAUAUUGCUUAGAUUCCGGCAGUACAAGUAUGUGCUAUCUGGUGACAUAGAAAAACAGUACAGGCAAAUAAUGAUGAAUGAAAUAGAUAGAAACCUACAAGUUAUUCUAUGGCGCGAAGAUGAGCACUUACCCAUACGCUCACUAACUUUAAAUACCGUUACGUACGGCUUUGCUUCAUCGAGCUGGCUAGCAGCACGCUGUUUGUGGCAGUUAGGGGCUGAAAGCAAGGAUCCUUUAGUUAGGACUAUUAUACAAAAUGACUUUUACUGUGAUGACUUAUUAACAGGCGCAGACUCUGAAAUAGAGCUGCUUCGUAUACAAGCAGGUGUCUCACAGGCUUUAGCCUCUGGUUGUUUCAAUUUACGUAAAUACCGCUCGAAUUCUAACGCGCUAUUAAAGUCGGAUUAUAUUAAUAAAGAUGAUCACUUAGCAUUGAGUCAAGCUUGCCAAACGCUUGGACUAGGGUGGCAACCUAGCCAAGAUGUACUAAACUUUUCCAUUAAAAAUGAUCAUUCUGAUAAAAUAGUUACAAAAAGAAAAAUCUUAUCUGAAACGUUCCAAGUCUUUGAUCCAUUAGGACUCUUAAGUCUAUGCACAGUUAAAGCUAAAAUAUUAAUUCAAACCUUAUGGAAAGAAGGCAAAGCUUGGGACGAGCCAGUGUCUCCUGAAAUACAGCAUAUCUGGUCAAAAUUCAUUAAAAACUUACAUCACAUUAAAUCACUUAGCAUACCUAGAUAUGUAUUAUGUGAGGCAACCUGCACAAUAGAGUUACACUGUUUUUCUGACGCUGCGGAGACUGCAUAUGCAGCCUGCAUUUAUGUUAAAUCUAUUUCUGAAUCCGGUGAACAGAAAGUACAUUUGCUGUGUGCGAGGGACAGAAUUGCUCCAAUCCGUCGCACAUCUAUUCCUAGACUUGAAUUGGCCGGGUGCUUGUUAGCAGCCCAAACAUAUGCAGCCGUAGUACGAGCCUGGAGACGUCCUGUCUCUCGCACAAUAUUCUGGACUGACUCUAGCUGCUGCUUGGCUUGGCUAAAAACAGACAGAUCAAAGCUUAAAACUUUUGUGGCCAACAGGGUAGCAGCUAUAGACAGCCUUGCUCCCGGAGCCACCUGGAGACAUGUACCUACAAAACAAAAUCCAAGUGAUCUUGCAACUCGUGGUGUGGAUCCACAACAUGUCGCAGGGACAGCUCUGUGGUGGGAAGGCCCCGAGUUUCUAUUAAAACCUGAGAAUGAAUGGCCGCUCACGUCGCUGCCGGGCCCGCCGCUCGACGACCGCAACCCGCACCGCCUGGACCGCUAA